This is a messenger RNA of Penicillium diatomitis, 183 nucleotides long. RefSeq lists its product as uncharacterized. The coding region runs from base 1 to 183 and encodes 60 amino acids. Lineage: Eukaryota; Fungi; Ascomycota; Eurotiomycetes; Eurotiales; Aspergillaceae. The transcript is spliced from 2 exons. The record is from RefSeq and is a predicted model, not a curated record.
AUGUUCACCACGGACGAGGGCGAUUUGCAGUUUGUCAGAGAUGGUGAAGGUGAUGCUGAUGACGAUGCUGCUGCUGACAGAGGAGACAAUGAUCAUGAAUGGAAAGCAGAUCUGAUGAGACUGAUCAGCCGUCACGGUCGCGGACCGCAACCUGAAAUGGAAGGUCCGCCAACGGAGGGAUGA